AUGGUAACAACAACAACUAUCCACGAAGUAGAUUUGCCGGGAUCUGCCGCGGAAGAGAAAUCGAAAUCGGUCUCGGUGACAACUCAGCACGAAGAGGAUCUGAAGAGGCUGCCACCGUGGACCAACCAGAUCACGGCACGUGGAGUCUUCGCCAGUUUGACUAUCGGGAUUGUUUACAGCGUGGUGGUGACCAAGCUGAACCUCACGACUGGGCUCGUUCCCAACCUCAACGUGUCCGCCGCCUUGCUGGCGAUUGUGUUUGUGCGGACGUGGACAAAACUGCUCGAGAAGGCUGGUUUUGUGACGACGCCGUUUACGAGACAGGAGAAUACCAUUAUUCAGACAACUGCCGUCGCUUGCUACAGCAUUGCUGUCGGAGGUGGCUUUGGUUCUUACCUUUUGGCACUGGAUAGGAUUACAUAUGAGAAAGCAGGGGUUGAUGCAAAAGGGAAUUCACCCAAGAGCUAUAAGGAACUUAAGCCUGAUUGGAUGAUCGGUUUUUGUUUCGUUGUUAGCUUUGUCGGCUUAUUUUACUUCGAUUUCAGUAUGACUUAUGUGGGAGCUGGCAUGAUUUGCUCCCACAUUGUGAACUUGUCUCUGCUUCUUGGGGCUGUUCUUUCGUACGGCAUAAUGUGGCCGUUGAUUAGUGAAAAGAAGGGAGUCUGGUUCCCGCAGGAUAUCAAGGAAAGCAGCAUGAAGAGUUUGAGUGGCUCCAAAGUUUUUAUUGCAGUAGCUCUUAUUCUAGGAGAUGGACUGUACAAUUUUGUCAAGACCAUGCUAGUUACCUUUAGAAGCAUGCAUUUCUCAUUAAUAAAGAAGAGGAAUCUUGUAGCAGCAGUCAACAACGACAGCACCCGGUUGAACGAGGUCUUCCUCCGGGACGGCAUCCCCCUGGGCAGCCUUGUCCGGCUACGCCCUCCUCUCGGCCGUCUCCACCCUCGUGGUCCCCGCCAUGUUCCCCCAACUCCGUUGGCCCUACGUCCUCGCGGCCUACGCCCUGGCCCCGGCCCUCGCCUUCUGCAACGCCUACUCCUCGGGCCUCACCGACAUGAACAUGGCAAACAACUACGGCAAGGUGGCCCUCUUCGUUCUCGCCGCCCUCGCAGGCCUCGUCGGUUGCGGCCUCGUCAAGUCCAUCGCCCUCGCCUCUGCCGACCUCGUCCAGGACCUCAAGACGGCCCACCUCACCCUCGCCUCCCCGCGGGCCAGGCCGUGGGGACUGCAGUUGGCUGCGUCGUGGGACCGCUCGCCUUUUUCCUAUACUACAAAACCUUCGAGAUCGGGGAUCCCAACGGGCCCUACAAGGCCCCAUACGCGGCCCCGUACCGGAGCAUGGCGGCCCUCGGGGCCAAGGGGUUCUCUGCGCUGCCCGACCACUGCCUGUAUAUGUGUUUCGGGUUCUUCACGCUGGCGGUGUCGGUCAACCUCCUGAGGGACGCGGUCCCUGAGAGGGUCGGGAGGGUCGGGAGGGAGGAGGCGGGCCCGAUGGUGCCGGCGGUGGCUUCGGGCCUAAUAUGUGGGGACGGGCUUUGGGUGUUGCCGUCAUGCGUGUUGGCUAUGGUUGGGAUUAGGCCGCCCAUCUGCAUGAGCUUCUUGCCCGGGAAGGGCGGCUUGUGA
Molecule: messenger RNA, 1617 nt
Organism: Striga asiatica
Lineage: Eukaryota; Viridiplantae; Streptophyta; Magnoliopsida; Lamiales; Orobanchaceae
Source: the annotation of a GenBank genome assembly